This is a messenger RNA of Trichoderma asperellum CBS 433.97, 189 nucleotides long. Lineage: Eukaryota; Fungi; Ascomycota; Sordariomycetes; Hypocreales; Hypocreaceae. The record is from RefSeq and is a predicted model, not a curated record.
UUAGAAUAUUGGAAAAUAAAUAAUAAUAAAUUUCCUUUAUUAUCUAUUUUAACAAGGCGUUAUUUAACUAUCCCUGCUACCUCUGCUGCUAUAGAAAGUGUUUUUUCUAUUUCUAAUAAUAUUAUAACUAAAUCUAGAAAUAGACUUAAGCCUAUUCUAGUUAAAGAAAUAAUAUUAUUAAAAAGCUAG